Messenger RNA from Stylophora pistillata, 724 nucleotides. RefSeq lists its product as uncharacterized. The record is from RefSeq and is a predicted model, not a curated record. NCBI's taxonomy places the organism in Eukaryota, Metazoa, Cnidaria, Anthozoa, Scleractinia, Pocilloporidae.
UCAUUUACUUCCGGUCUCGUUAACUUGACGUAACACACAGAGCCACGAAGCCAUGUUACCUCAACUUUGACCAAUUCAACCGAUGAUUAAGAAUUUAUAAUUAUCAAGCAAGCCAAAAAGCUAAGGCAACUAACGAGUGAUAAUCGAUAACUCGUAAACUCUAGGGAUUUCGGUUUUCACAGCUAUCUGCAUGCUCAUGAUGAACAACUCUGCGGGCAGAAAUUCUAGGGAUUUGAGAGUCUUUGCCCUUCUGCUGCUGUUUAUCGGCACCCCGAAAGGAAGACAAAUUUACGGAAGAGCUAAAGCCGUAGAGGCGGAACGUGGCAUUAAAACCAAAGCAUGGGACGACGUUAUAGAUUACAACCCCGAAAUCCACCACGAACGCGAUAACGAGGAACGCGACGAAGGUUCUUCAGACAUAGCUAAGGCAAAACGAACAUGCGAUCCUUGCGCGCAUUUACACAAUGCCAUUGCAUGUUUACCAGAUCAUAAGAGAGAAAAAGUAUGUCAGUCAUUUGAGAGGUGCGUGUGUGACUUCGAUACAACAGAAAGUGUUCUUUACCCGAAAUGUAACGGGUGUAUAGAAAAGAAUACGGGUCGUGCACGCUUUUGAAAAAAGCAAGGAAGAGGCGGAACGUGUCAAAGCUGUGUUUAAUUAAUGAACUAGAACAAUUAUAGUGCUUGCCUUUGGCUACUUGUGCGUAAUAAAAGUAUGAAUACCUAA